Engraulis encrasicolus (European anchovy) is the source of this 2633-nucleotide messenger RNA. RefSeq lists its product as uncharacterized. NCBI's taxonomy places the organism in Eukaryota, Metazoa, Chordata, Actinopteri, Clupeiformes, Engraulidae. The transcript has 3 exons. Bases 120 to 1169 code for a protein of 349 amino acids. Gene Ontology annotation, biological process: nucleotide metabolic process. The record is from RefSeq and is a predicted model, not a curated record. Gene Ontology annotation, molecular function: catalytic activity.
GUGUUUUCCUUCCGUUUUUGGGUCAUGUGCGCAGUGGUGUUUACUUUGUAGGAACUCACACUGAAAAGUAGCGACAAGAGAGUUAAUCGGCCUCUAAAUUAACUUUUACCGAAUGAUAUAUGCUAUUUGUAAGAGGCUUGUUGAGGAUGACAGCGGCCACCCCCUGUCCCCCGAGACUGGUGAUAUGGGAGACGGAGGAGCUUGUAGCCUUCCUGCAUCCACGGCCCUGGACCCCGGGGACAACGGUGCUGACCCAGAAGGCCAGGGGAGGGCCGAGUAGCCUCUUCCAGGUGCCAGAACGGGAGUUCCUCAGUCUUCUCUUGGCAGCACGGAUAGUGGGCUCUCUUCUGUGCGAGCGCCUGGGCGUCCGCCGCUGUGCCCUUCUCCAUUACCCGGAGCGAGGAGGGGGAGGAGUGGAGGAGUGCGGAGGCCCCCCGCAGCUGCGCCUGCUGCCCCUGCACGGUCUGGAGGACGCCUGGAGACCCCACCUCGCCGCAGAGGAAGACUUCCAGCCGCACGACCCCGGCUACUGCACCUCCAAGAGCGGGCCGCGCUGGGACGCCGCGCGGCUCGAGGCCAUGCGCCAACGCGUCCGUGCCAAGCUGUCCGCCCCGCAGCAGCAGGCCCCGCCCAGCUUCGCCUUCCACGGCGAGGACCCGAAGCACCCGGGUCUCUUCUCGCGCAUCGUGCGCGGGGAGGAGGAGCAGCAGUGGCGUGUGUGGGAGGACGAGGGCCACGUGGCGUUCCUCACCCCCUUCCCCAACGCCCCCGGCCUCACCGUGGUGGUGCCCCGUCGGCCGCUGACCAGCGACAUCCUGCGGCUGGAGGAGCCCGACUACCGGGCCCUGACCCUCGCCACGCGGAGAGCCGCACGCCUGCUCCAGGAGUCCCUGGGGGCCCGGGCCGUGGCCCUCAUAUUCGAGGGCUUUGAGAUCGACUACGCGCACGCUAAGCUCAUUCCACUGACACAGCCUGAGGGAGGGGAUAAUGAUGACGUGACCCAAAGUCUACCCAGCACUCCUCCUCCUCAUCCUCCUCCUCCUCCAGAGUUCUGUGACAUUUACCCGGGGUAUGUGACGUCCGCCGAUGGCCCCCUGGCCAGCCCCGAAAGCCUGCGAGAGAUGCAGACUACUCUCACAGAAGCCUGUCGGGGCAGGCAUGACCUAUAAUGGCUAGUUAGUUGGGGAACUGGUCUUUGGAUCAGUGUCACGGAAAUUACCAGGCAUGUAAAGAGACAUGGACACGGUCUGAAGUGUUUAAGCCUUUGGCUUAAGGAGAGAGAAAGGAGUGCCUUACACUUACAGCAUCCUGACGCUCACAUUCUACUCUGGGUCUCCGCACUCCGCACUGUCAUUUUAUUAUUUUACAAUAUGUGACAUACGGACAGACACAUUUCCUAUCUUCCAACUUAAAAUUCACCAUCUGUGAUCAGCAAUCUCUGGGUGUUACCUGUCCUUCAUUUUCCCCUUUAAAGAGUAAACCUGUUUUCAUUCAGUGUAAGUCUUAGGGAGUAUAAACCUUCCCUUUAAUUGUCUGGCUGCAUGUUUGAAGUUUUACAGAACUACACACAAAAGCAUUUCUCUUUUACUGGUGGUAAAAACAUUGUACGAAAAAUCAGCCGUGGUCCAAUGCCUAGGGAGUUGGUCCUGAAUCAGAGAGCCUAAAAAAGGCAAAAAGGGCUGUUUGGUGGAUGACAUCACUAGGGUCGUGACAAAAAGGUGAAUGGAACACAGUACAUUUCGCCAGAGGUGGAAAGAGUACAGAAAAUGUGUACUCAAGUAAAAGUAUCUUUACUUUGCCUAAAUUCUACUCAAGUACAAGUAAAAGUACCUAUCUAAAAAUCCACUCAAGUAAAAGUUAAAAAGUACUUCACUUAAAAUGUAAUUUGAGUAAAAGUACUUAGUUACUUUUAAUUAGCUUUCCUCUUGAGAAUGUCAUGUUUUUCUUGAAUAUCGUCCCCCAUAACCUCUAUCUCUUGCUUGGCACCAGCCAUCAUCCAAUACAUUGAUACAAGAUAGUAGAAUAGUGGAAAUGCUGUGUGCCAUCCUGCACAAUCUUUCAUUUACGGCGGAUUGUGGCAUUAUUGUGCAUGGCAUUUUGUCUCUCAGUCAUUUUUUUUACUCAGUACUCAGGCCAGGUUCCAGUGUAAUUGAGUAAAGUACUUGGGUCAAAAUGUACUCAAGUACAAGUAAAAGUAUUAAUUUAAAAAAAUACUUAAAAAGUACAAAGUAUUCAUAAAAGCUACUCAAGUACAAUAUUGAGUAAAAGUAUUUAGUUACUUUUCCACCCCUGCAUUUCGCAGCGCUAGUUCAACAUUCUUAGGAUGGUCUUUAGGCCUACUCUCUACCGUAAGAGUUAAACUAACACUGCAAAAUGUACUGUUUAUUACCAGAUUGACUUUCAUUUAAUUCUUUGAAUUGUGAAGUGUUUACAUGAUGCUUUCAAAGCGGAAUUCAGUUUUAUUCUGAAUUAAAUUUAGUUACGGUAAAUGUCUUGUGUAAACCAGGCCAUUCGAUAAAUUCACCGGACCAAAAUAAACAUUGGGGGACUCUCAAAUGCAGAGAUGAUCGACAUUUGAAAAAAAAAAAAAUCCCAAUUAAAGUGUGUCAGUGACAAGACUGGCAGGUCAAUGA